UGUGCAAUGUUUUUGUUUACUAGUCGGUCUGUGCAUCUAAUUUUCAAAAUUCGAAGCUGUGAUUAAUCUCCAACAGACGGUGAUAUGCCCAAAGAAAAACGACGAUCUUCUCGUUCCCCUAGUCGUAGAAAGAGAUCCCGAUCGAGAAGCCCAAGAAAGCAUAACAGCAAAAAGCAUGAAAGUAAUAAGUUUGAGGAAAGACGAUCACAAGAACGAAAACGUGCUAUGAAAGUCGACCAGGAAUUUUCUUUUGAAGAUUACAAGAAAGAUUUAGACACACUUUUUUUUACGGAUCGUGAUGUUAUUAAAAAAUCAACACCUCAGUAUGAGGAAUUCUGGAAGUUUUUCAACAAAUACCAGCUAAUGAGAAAAAAACAAGGAAUUCAAUCGUGGAUCCUCCCUAAGACACAACCAUGCAACAAACUAGGCAUCCCUACUAUCUACCAUAGAUCAUUCAUGAUCAAUUUUGGUUUAAACCUUCCCCCACCAGAUAAAUUACUCAGCCGCAUACCUUCUGUUGAUUACUCAGAGAGGAAAUCAGCCCGACCAAGAUUGACCGUGGAACAACUGAUGGAGUUCCAUCAGAUAAUUUUGCUCUAUCUGGAAUUUUUACAAAGAGAAAAAAUGGUUAAACUGAAAAAAUUGAGAGAAAGUCAACAAAAAUUGCCCAUUGCACAAUUUAAAGAUGAAAUCAUUAAGGCUGUGUUUGAGAAACAAGUCAUAAUAAUAGCAGGUGACACUGGCUGUGGUAAAUCAACACAAGUUCCUCAAUAUUUGCUUCAGGCUGGAUUUUCACGGAUCGUUUGCACUCAACCAAGACGGAUUGCUUGCAUUUCGCUAUCGAAAAGAGUUGCAUACGAAACACUAAACGAAUUCGGAACUCAAGUUGGCUAUCAGAUUCGUUUUGAGAAAAGCAAGACUCAAGCUACGCGAAUUGUCUUUGUCACAGAAGGUCUUGUUCUCAGACAAAUCUCCACUGAUCCCACGCUAUCUGACUAUGACAUUAUCGUGCUGGAUGAAGUUCACGAAAGGCAUCUUGCUGGCGAUUUUCUUCUCGGUGUCAUGAAAUGCUUAGUACAGUCUCGUAAAGAUCUUAAACUGAUACUUAUGUCGGCCACAAUCAACAUCGGCCUAUUCCAGCAGUAUUUCCAAGGCCAGGCUCCUGUCAUUCAAGUUCCUGGUCGCCUGUUUCCUAUCCAAGUCCAAUACUUGCCUAUUGCUGCGGAGGAGAGAGUUACGAAAACGGGAAAAAUGAAUCCUUCUCCCUAUUUGCGAAUUUUACAGUUGAUUGACGGUAAAUAUAAAAUCGAAGAACGUGGAGAUCUGCUCAUAUUCCUCAGCGGAAUGAAUGAGAUUACUACCGUGGAGGAAGUAGUAAGGGAAUACGCCCAACAGAACCAGCGGUGGAUCAUUUUACCGCUUCAUAGUACUCUGUCGGUCGCAGAACAAGAUAAAGUAUUUGACUACCCACCAGAAGGCGUCCGCAAAUGCAUAAUUGCCACAAAUAUCGCGGAAACGUCCAUCACUCUAGAUGGUGUCCGGUUUGUGGUGGACUCGGGCAAGGUAAAAGAAAUGAGUCACGAUCCAAUCUCAAAGCUUCAGCGGUUGCAGGAAUUUUGGAUCAGCCGAGCGAGCGCAGAGCAGCGUAAAGGUCGAGCCGGUCGAACGGGACCAGGUGUUUGUUUCCGCCUUUACUCUGAAAAGGAAUAUGGAGAUUUUACCGCAUACUCUACACCAGAGAUCCAGCGGGUCCCUUUAGAUUCAAUGAUCCUUCAAAUGAUUUCAAUGGGUCUGCCAGAUGCUCGUCUUUUCCCUUUUAUUGAACCGCCAUCGGGUGACGCCGUGGAAAAUUCGAUAACAACACUUAAAGAAAAAGGAGCCCUGACAAUCGACGAACAACUGACAAUUAUCGGGAAAUGCCUUGCGGGAUUACCAGUUGACAUUACCCUUGGUAAAAUGUUGUUAAUGGGGUCCAUUUUCGGGCAAGUGGAGGCCGUCCUGGCUCUUGCUGCUGCCUUGAGUGUACAAACACCCUUUACGAACCGAGCUUAUCGCGAUUCAGACUGUGAAUCGGCUCGCAAAGAUUUGGAUUCCGAUCACGGAGAUCCGCUGACUCUUCUAAACGCGUACAAAGCGUGGCUUGAAAUCAAGGCAAGUAAUCAAGGCCACACUUCACGAAAAUGGUGCAAGAAACGUGGAUUGGAAGAGCAGAGAUUUUAUGAAAUGACAAAACUACGACAACAAUUUCGACACAUCCUUUCAGACGCGGGAUUACUUCCUGGCCAAGACUCGAAACAGAACACAAGCUCCUCGCAACGAGCUGUCAGACAUGGCCAAUUGCAACACUUGAGGUCGCUCAAACGCGACUUUAUUCGUUCUGGCCAGCGAAAACGUAAAGUUUUAAAGCUUGGUGAAGAUAUUGAAGACAUGGAUGAUGACGAUGAUGAAGAAAAUGGCGAACAAAUGGAGAUGCCUACAGGCGCUAAUAUUGAUAUCAAAGAUGUUGAAUUUCGAUUGCAGCAUGACCAGUCAACAGUUAGGUCACUUUUGCGUGGUGUCACAUCGGCUGCGACAUCCCAUCAAGACCUUAUGCUAUUAAAAUUAAUUCUAGCCAGUGGUCUUAGUCCCCAAGUGGCGAUAGCUGAUGAGUUUAAUAACUACAAAUCAACAUCGGAUCAAUUAUUUCACACUCGAGCAAAACCAUUUACAGCUCUGCAUCCUAUGGGUGUCUUUGCUAACCACCCCGAAGCUCUUCAGCUGCUGGAACACGACACUAUUCAAGUACCAGGGUUUGCCACGAAAUUGCCUGUUUCCAGCAAGCACCAAGUGCUGAUGUAUGUGACGCUCUUGGAAACCAACAAAUUGUAUCUUAUGAAUGCCUUUCGAAUGCCAGCUGCCCAGACUCUGCUACUUUUCUCUCAAUCGAUCGACACUAAUGGUGACUUUGCCCGCAUUGUUUGUGACUCUUGGUUAGAACUUCAGUUUGUCGAUGCCGCGGCUGCUCAGAGUCUCCUUCUGCGAGCGUGCCAGUUACGUUACCGCUGGAACGACCUCCUUAUGUUGCGGCUGGACCCUAAUCGGCCACUUCGGGAGAAAGAUGUUCAGAAAUUGGAACAGAAAAUGAAACGAAUGCAACAGGACUUACACUAUGACCUGAUUGCCUUCACGCAGACCCAAACUUUAUAUACAAUUAAACGGCUGCUGGCAGCUGAUUUGAAGAUUAUUUACCGAGGCUGUGCUUUGGAAGAUGCUGGUAUUCCAGAUGAAAAAACUUCAAGUGAAAUAAACCCAUUCUGGCCUGAAUUUGUAGCAGUUACCCAUCCCCGAAAAGGUGGAACACAAAUGGCCGACUUUCUUGUCUACGGAUGUUUGGAAGAACCAGAUUUCACUCAGGAUUAUCUCAGUACUCCUUGGGCUUGUCCUAUCUGCGAGCUCAAUUUCUACCUGACUGGUCUAGGCCGGCUAAGGCAUCAGGUUCAAUGUCAGAAAACAAAAGAGCUGAUGGAAGAAGGUCAGGGCGAACUGCCGGAAACCUCACAGACGGGUUAUUUCUGUCCCGAUUGUCGCAGUACUUUGGAACUAACCGGGAUCGAUUUACUACGUCACCAAAAGAAGCACCAGCAAGAAAAAUGUAAAGUUGAAGAAGAUUAGUUCGAUUCUGUAAAGAAACCUAGCCAAUGCCCUUCAAAAGUUAAGCCUAUGGCAAUGUUUUUCACUUCCGCCACGUAUUUUUGCGAAAUUUUUCAUCCAAGGUUGAGAAUUAAUUCUGAUUUCAAGUCUUGUAUAAUACAUAGCCAAUGCCUGCUGAA
Messenger RNA from Daphnia carinata, 3809 nucleotides. Its product is annotated as probable ATP-dependent RNA helicase DHX34. NCBI's taxonomy places the organism in Eukaryota, Metazoa, Arthropoda, Branchiopoda, Diplostraca, Daphniidae. Gene Ontology annotation, molecular function: helicase activity; ATP binding; RNA binding. The transcript has 8 exons. Gene Ontology annotation, biological process: nuclear-transcribed mRNA catabolic process, nonsense-mediated decay. The coding region runs from base 85 to 3651 and encodes 1188 amino acids. The record is from RefSeq and is a predicted model, not a curated record. Gene Ontology annotation, cellular component: intracellular anatomical structure.